Juglans microcarpa x Juglans regia is the source of this 432-nucleotide messenger RNA. RefSeq lists its product as uncharacterized. The transcript has a single exon. NCBI's taxonomy places the organism in Eukaryota, Viridiplantae, Streptophyta, Magnoliopsida, Fagales, Juglandaceae. The record is from RefSeq and is a predicted model, not a curated record. Bases 1 to 432 code for a protein of 143 amino acids. Gene Ontology annotation, molecular function: RNA-DNA hybrid ribonuclease activity; nucleic acid binding.
AUGGGGGCUGGUGUGAUAAUUCAAGAUGUUGAGGGGGAAGUCCUUGCAGCCUUGAGUAUGCCAAGAUCAAACAUUUCUUCUCCAGGUUUUGCUGAAGUUAAUGCAUUGUGGAGAGCCAUGCAGUUGGGAGCUGAGUUAGGAAUUGAGCAUACUAUUUUCAAAGGGGAUGCUUUGGGAAUAAUAAGGGCAGUAAAUAGUAAAGAUGAGAAUUGGGAAUGGAAUGGCCCGAAGGUGGAGGUCAUCAAAGCAGUCCUUGCAAACAGACCCUUUUGGAAGAUCCAGCACACUUAUAGGGAAGGAAACAAGGUAGCUGAUUUUUUAGCAAAAUUUGCUUAUACUGUAAAUAAAGAAAAGGUUUGGAUAGAAGAUGGCCCUGGGGGCCUUUAUAGCUUUGUAAUACAAGACAAGAUUGUAAUGUCUGAGUAUGAAUGA